Corythoichthys intestinalis (scribbled pipefish) is the source of this 1248-nucleotide messenger RNA. RefSeq names its product grancalcin (gene gca). The transcript has 8 exons. Lineage: Eukaryota; Metazoa; Chordata; Actinopteri; Syngnathiformes; Syngnathidae. Gene Ontology annotation, molecular function: calcium ion binding. The record is from RefSeq and is a predicted model, not a curated record. Bases 141 to 842 code for a protein of 233 amino acids.
AACCCGCAGGGCGAGUCACCAGCCAUUAGCUUGAAUUUCCGCUACUGGCUCCGAGUUACCGGAAGGAGGAACUUUCUGUCUCGCUUGAGUUAUUCACAACAGGUUUUGAUUCGUACUAAAUUUCUUCUUUACCCACACAUAUGGCAUACCCAGGAUACGGUGGGUAUGGCAGUCCAAUGCCAGGCCAAGGAAUGCCUGGAGGACCAAUGGGGGUACCCAUACCCAAUAACAUGAGUGGACCAAUUGGAGGCCCGAUGGGAGGCGCACUUCCCCAGGCUGGUGGUUUCCCCCCUUAUGGAGGAGUCUAUCCGGCUUAUGGUACUGCAGGCCCUGCUGUCAAUGAUCCAGUGUGGGGUUACUUCACAGCCAUUGCUGGCCAGGAUGGCGAAGUGGAUGCAGUAGAGCUGCAGAGAUGUUUAACUCAAGCUGGAUUCACUGGAACCUACAGCCCAUUUAGCCUGGAGACAUGCAGAAUCAUGAUCGCGAUGCUCGAUAGGGACUUUACAGGUAAGAUGGGCUUUAAUGAGUUCAAGGAGCUUUUUGUGGCAUUGAACGGCUGGAAGCAGAACUUCACAAUGUUUGACCGGGACAGAAGUGGCACUGUUGAACCCCAUGAAAUGACCCAGGCAAUUAGCUCUAUGGGAUACCGCAUCAGUCCUCAGGCUCUGAACGCCAUCAUCAAGCGCUACAAUAAAGGUGGGCGCAUUUACUUUGACGACUACGUGGCCUGCUGUGUCAAGCUCCGUGCGCUCACAGAUCAUUUUAAAAGGAGAGAUAGAAUGCAGCAAGGUUCUGUACACUUCACCUAUGACGAUUUUAUCCUGUGCACAAUGGCGAUUUAAGCACUGCUGGUGGGCGGAGUAGCGAGGCCAAACUCCUUCGGUGAGCCGAUCAGGGAUUGCCGCUGGACCAAUGCCUGUCCAGCAAUACAAAUCGUGGCCAGUUAGCCUCCUGGUGGAAUUAAAGACAUAUCACCCUGUUGCCUGUAUAGCUUGCUAUAACCUUAACAAUGUAUUUGCUCAUGUAUAGGUGUACACAUCGUAGAAUGUGUGGAGCCAAGGGUUGGACAUUGAUUUGGUAUAUGAAAUAUCUAACAAAUGUUGUAGAAGAGAUUCUAUUUUGUUAAUCACACAGUUUUAUGAAACCUGUAUGCAUUGUGUUUAUUGUUUUUUUUUUUUUUUACAACUGUGCAUUUUUCAAGUGCACUUGUACAAUUUGUCAAAUUCCAUUAAAGAACAUAAACAUUCA